This is a messenger RNA of Dovyalis caffra, 543 nucleotides long. The record is from the annotation of a GenBank genome assembly. NCBI's taxonomy places the organism in Eukaryota, Viridiplantae, Streptophyta, Magnoliopsida, Malpighiales, Salicaceae.
AUGAAUGGCGUGCCACUGCAGUGUAAAGCAUCUGGGACUCCUCUGCCAGCACCAGGUCCCGUCUUAUUAGGGCCAACUCUUCCACCGUCAGCUGCUGGUCCUGCAAGCCCACAAGCUUCCAAAGCAGUAGCACUUGCUCCAGCACCAGAAUCUGGCACAAUGAAACUCUCCGAGGCCGGUUUGGCGGAUGAUCAAUACGUGACAUGUUUCAAUGAUUGUGAGGACAAAUGCAAAAGUGAUGGCAAUGGUUACACCUUCUGCGAAAUGAAGUGCGACGCUGACUGUUUGGCUAAGCAGGCAGUUGAUGCAAUUGUUAAUGAGUUCAUCCAUAAGAGGCUGAAUUUAUUUUCCUUUGUACCAUAUCCUUCAUUGCCUUCUCUCCCGAUGAUGAAGGUCAUGAAAGUGGAAUCUUUACAGUUGAAGCUCCACUUCAUGCCUCAAAUGUUCAAGUUCUUGGCACCAUCACUGGGGUUGCAGAUAUAUGUUCGUAAGUAUCGUAAUAUACGGAAUAGGAAUCAAAAGGGUAAGACCAAGGGCACAUGA